This is a messenger RNA of Biomphalaria glabrata, 1812 nucleotides long. RefSeq lists its product as uncharacterized. The transcript has a single exon. Lineage: Eukaryota; Metazoa; Mollusca; Gastropoda; Planorbidae. The record is from RefSeq and is a predicted model, not a curated record. The coding region runs from base 1 to 1812 and encodes 603 amino acids.
AUGUUAUGUCCAGGCAUUCAGUGUAUUAAGGCCAUGUUAUGUCCAGGCAUUCAGUGUAUUAAGGCCAUGCUAUGUCCAGGCAUUCAGUGUAUUAAGGCCAUGCUAUGUCCAGGCAUUCAGUGUAUUAAGGCCAUGCUAUGUCCAGGCAUUCAGUGUAUUAAGGCCAUGCUAUGUCCAGGCAUUCAGUGUAUUAAGGCCAUGCUAUGUCCAGGCAUUCAGUGUAUUAAGGCCAUGUUAUGUCCAGGCAUUCAGUGUAUUAAGGCCAUGUUAUGUCCAGGCAUUCAGUGUAUUAAGGCCAUGCUAUGUCCAGGCAUUCAGUGUAUUAAGGCCAUGCUAUGUCCAGGCAUUCAGUGUAUUAAGGCCAUGCUAUGUCCAGGCAUUCAGUGUAUUAAGGCCAUGCUAUGUCCAGGCAUUCAGUGUAUUAAGGCCAUGUUAUGUCCAGGCAUUCAGUGUAUUAAGGCCAUGCUAUGUCCAGGCAUUCAGUGUAUUAAGGCCAUGCUAUGUCCAGGCAUUCAGUGUAUUAAGGCCAUGCUAUGUCCAGGCAUUCAGUGUAUUAAGGCCAUGCUAUGUCCAGGCAUUCAGUGUAUUAAGGCCAUGCUAUGUCCAGGCAUUCAGUGUAUUAAGGCCAUGUUAUGUCCAGGCAUUCAGUGUAUUAAGGCCAUGUUAUGUCCAGGCAUUCAGUGUAUUAAGGCCAUGCUAUGUCCAGGCAUUCAGUGUAUUAAGGCCAUGUUAUGUCCAGGCAUUCAGUGUAUUAAGGCCAUGCUAUGUCCAGGCAUUCAGUGUAUUAAGGCCAUGCUAUGUCCAGGCAUUCAGUGUAUUAAGGCCAUGUUAUGUCCAGGCAUUCAGUGUAUUCAGGCCAUGUUAUGUCCAGGCAUUCAGUGUAUUCAGGCCAUGUUAUGUCCAGGCAUUCAGUGUAUUCAGGCCAUGUUAUGUCCAGGCAUUCAGUGUAUUCAGGCCAUGUUAUGUCCAGGCAUUCAGUGUAUUCAGGCCAUGUUAUGUCCAGGCAUUCAGUGUAUUAAGGCCAUGUUAUGUCCAGGCAUUCAGUGUAUUCAGGCCAUGUUAUGUCCAGGCAUUCAGUGUAUUCAGGCCAUGUUAUGUCCAGGCAUUCAGUGUAUUCAGGCCAUGUUAUGUCCAGGCAUUCAGUGUAUUCAGGCCAUGUUAUGUCCAGGCAUUCAGUGUAUUCAGGCCAUGUUAUGUCCAGGCAUUCAGUGUAUUCAGGCCAUGUUAUGUCCAGGCAAUCAGUGUAUUCAGGCCAUGUUAUGUCCAGGCAUUCAGUGUAUUCAGGCCAUGUUAUGUCCAGGCAUUCAGUGUAUUCAGGCCAUGCUAUGUCCAGGCAUUCAGUGUAUUCAGGCCAUGUUAUGUCCAGGCAUUCAGUGUAUUCAGGCCAUGUUAUGUCCAGGCAUUCAGUGUAUUCAGGCCAUGUUAUGUCCAGGCAUUCAGUGUAUUCAGGCCAUGUUAUGUCCAGGCAUUCAGUGUAUUAAGGCCAUGUUAUGUCCAGGCAUUCAGUGUAUUCAGGCCAUGUUAUGUCCAGGCAUUCAGUGUAUUCAGGCCAUGUUAUGUCCAGGCAUUCAGUGUAUUCAGGCCAUGUUAUGUCCAGGCAUUCAGUGUAUUCAGGCCAUGUUAUGUCCAGGCAUUCAGUGUAUUCAGGCCAUGUUAUGUCCAGGCAUUCAGUGUAUUCAGGCCAUGUUAUGUCCAGGCAUUCAGUGUAUUCAGGCCAUGCUAUGUCCAGGCAUUCAGUGUAUUCAGGCCAUGUUAUGUCCAGGCAUUCAGUGUAUUCAGGCCAUGUUAUGUCCAGGCAUUCAGUGUAUUUAG